Messenger RNA from Aspergillus terreus NIH2624, 7281 nucleotides. RefSeq names its product type I polyketide synthase. The record is from RefSeq and is a predicted model, not a curated record. Gene Ontology annotation, molecular function: fatty acid synthase activity; phosphopantetheine binding; oxidoreductase activity. Bases 1 to 7281 code for a protein of 2426 amino acids. Gene Ontology annotation, biological process: fatty acid biosynthetic process; secondary metabolite biosynthetic process. The transcript is spliced from 11 exons. Lineage: Eukaryota; Fungi; Ascomycota; Eurotiomycetes; Eurotiales; Aspergillaceae.
AUGCGCAAACCUUUGGAUGGCCAUCCCAAUGGUCUCUUGAAUGACUCUCUAUCGAAUGGCCAUGGCCAGGAUGGGCGUACAAAUGGCGACGUUAAUGCGGUGCAUACAAACGGCAGAUUCACACCGGAGCCUCUGAAAUCUGGCUCAACUGUCCCUAUUGCCAUUUGUGGCAUGGGCAUGCGAUUACCAGGCGGUAUCCGAGACGAUGAAGCCCUGUAUGACUUCCUCAUCAACAAGAUGGAUGCACGUUCCUCAACCCCCGCGGACCGAUAUAAUGUCGACGCAUACUACAGUCCACACGGCAAACCAGGGACCAUCAUCACCAAGCAUGGCUACUUCCUUAAUGACACCGACUUUUCAAAGUUCGACCCUUCCACCUUCAGCAUCACCGCCGCCGAGGCAGCUCAAUUGGAUCCCAGCCAACGACUAGUCCUCGAGGUGGUUCGCGAGGCAUUGGAGAGGGCGGGCGAGUCAAAUUGGCGUGGAAAGAAGAUUGGCACAUACGUGGGGCUGUUCUCGGAGGACUGGCAGGAUCUACAUCACAAAGACGUGAACUUUUACGAUCCAUACAACCUGAUCGGUGUACUCGACUUUGCCAUCGCGAAUCGGAUCUCCUACGAAUACGAUCUGAAAGGUCCUAGUGUCAUGGUGAAGACUGCCUGCUCGUCAGCUGGAAUCGGAUUGCAUGAGGCUAUUCAGGAAAUUCAGCGGGGCUCCAUUACGUCGGCAAUUGUUGCUGGCGCCAACCUGAUAUUGUCACCUGGAAUGACGGUCGCCAUGAGCGUUCAGGCGGCCCUAUCCCCCGAAGGCUCGUCUAAGUCCUUCGAUGCUGGAGCGGAUGGUUAUGCCAGAGGCGAAGCGGUGACUGUGUUAUAUAUCAAGCGGCUGGACGAGGCCAUCCGCGACGGAAAUCCGAUACGAGCUGUCAUUCGAUCAUCCGCCAGUAAUGCUGACGGGAAAACGGCGGGAGUUACCAACCCGAGUGCUGAGGCCCAUGAGGCAGCAAUCCGUGAAGCGUAUUCCAACGCAGGUCUUGACCUUUCUCGAACUGCCAUGGUAGAGGCACAUGGCACAGGCACGCCGACGGGAGACCCCAUUGAGGCAAAGGCCAUUGCAAGCUGUUUUGGGAAAGAUGGAGUGUACAUGGGCACGGUGAAACCGAAUAUGGGCCAUAGCGAAGGCGCAGCGACCAUCACGAUCCCCUGGAAAGAAGCAAAGCUGGUCGUCCCGGUCGAGCCUUGCCCAUGGCCCGUUGAUCGUGCUGAGCGACUGAGUGUCAACUCGUAUGGAAUCGGUGGCUCCAAUGUCCACUUUAUCCUGGAUUCUGCAGCCUCCUUUGGACUGGGCGUCCCACAAUCCAUCCCACCGUCACUCAAACCACAGAAGCAGAAGAAGACGGUACUGGUUUUCUCUGCAGGACAUCCAGAGUCUGUGAAGGUCAUGGUCAAAAAUCACCAAGAGUAUCUGUCCAGGUUCCCAGGGUUCAUAUGGGACUACAACUCAUGGCUGACUGCCCAUCAUUCCUGGCCAAUAUCCAAUCGAUGGAUAGAAUUCUACAGGGACUUGAGCAUGCCCCUUCGUGAUAUCCUUUGCUAUUCCGAUGACAAACGCCUCCUUUCCCGAGCAGAAUGCGCCCAACCAAUCUGCACUGCCCUCCAAAUCGCCCUGGUCGACCUCCUAGCAUGCUGGGGUAUCAGACCUUCAGCGGUUGUUGGCCAUUCCAGUGGUGAGAUUGCGGCCUCCUAUGCAGCAGAGUGCCUGACAAAGGAAGAAGCGAUGGCCGUUGCUUUCUAUCGUGGAUAUGUCUGCAAGAACCCUUCACGAAUGGGUGGAAUGGCAGCCAUUGGCUUAGGAAAAGCAGAGGUAUUCCGCUUCCUUGUCCCAGGUGUAACUGUUGCGUGUGAAAACAGUCCAUCUAGUGUCACGUUGGCUGGGGAUCUCGACGUACUAGAAAAGGUCAUAGGUGAUAUCAAAAAGCACGAUGAAGGGAUCUUUGUCCGAAAACUACAGGUGGAAAUGGCAUAUCACUCCGACCACAUGCGCCUUGUCGGAAACACCUAUUGCGACCUCACCACCGAGAAGCUCGACCCACGCUCACCCAAGAUCCCAUUCUACUCUAGCGCUGAUGGAGGAAAAGUCCUGUCCAAAGCGUUCCAGUUUGGCCCUCGCUACUGGCAGCACAAUCUGGAGAGCCCUGUUCUGUUCUACGAUGCCGUCAGGUCGAUGCUUUCUAGCUCACCUCAGAUGGCUUUACUGGAGGUCGGACCACACUCAGCUCUGCGUGGAGCCCUGCGCCAGAUCUCACAAAAAUUAUCCAUCCCUAUACAAUACAUGUCUACUCUAUGUCGCAAUGAGAAUGACACCGACACGUUUCUGUCUGCGAUAGGCCAGCUCUACAUAGCAGGAGUGGACAUCAGUGUUCCUACUGAUCCUGUGAAUUCGGUGGUAUUGACUGAUCUUCCCACAUAUCCUUGGUACUACGAGCGGGAAUACUGGUGCGAAACAAGGGUGAUGAAGAACUGGAGGUUCCGCAAGCAUCUUCCGCAUGAUCUGCUGGGCGUUCGUACUCUCGAAGGAACAGACCUGGCUCCAACUUGGCGGAACGAUCUCCGCAUUGUCAAUGUUCCAUGGCUGAGAGACCAUUGUGUGGGGAACGACAUUAUCUUUCCAGCUGCAGCAUACAUCGCGAUGGCCGGUGAGGCGGCCUUCCAGCUUGGCGAUGGUAAAAAACGAGACUACACGUUGAAAAGCAUGGAUCUCCAUCAGGCACUGAUACUUCAUGAGGACAAGCCUGUCGAACUUGUCACAACGCUUCGCCCUCAGCGACUGACAGCAAGUCUUAACAGUGCCUGGAGUGAGUUCCAGAUCGUGUCUUUUGACGGAGAGGAGUGGAUCAAACAUUGUUCUGGCUUAGUCCGAACAGGUCUUGCGUCUUCUCGUCCUGCAUCGACCAGGAAGAUACCUGUGGCGCUUCCCAGAAAAAUCUCUUCGUCUCGCUGGUAUGAGACUAUGGCCCGGGCUGGGCUGAACUAUGGCCCUCGGUUUAGUGGGCUACGAGACCUCACAGCAAGUGUCACAGAGACAAAAGCCGUCGCAGCUAUCUCUGAUCAUCCCGGCGAGGAAUCUGAGUCACCCUAUGCGCUGCAUCCUUCGACUCUUGAUAUGGCCUUCCAAUCUUGGACAGUAGCCUCUGUGAAGGGCGACUACCGCUCAUUCCGAGACCUAAUAAUGCCAACAUUUAUCGAGGAAAUGUAUGUGUGUGCGGGCACCAAACAGAAAAUCCACAUCAGCACUACAAGCACUGGCCGUAACGUGCCUCAAGGCCAUUCAUACGGUACCGAUGAGAAUGGGAAAUUGGUCUUCCUCCUGAAAAACUUCUGUGCUUCCCGGUUGGAGCCGGAUGGAACGGGUCCAGACUUGACUGCGCUAUCGCUGCAUUGGAAGCCAGCUUUCGAGUUCCUCAACAGCGGCGAGCUGACGCGCCCGACAUACGACAUCCGAGAGCAACUUGCCCUGGUAGAGAGGCUCUAUCUGCUUUGCGCAGUGGAGUCAAACAAGGCACUUCAGGGUGUUACGGCCACUCAGCCACAUUUCGAGCGGUAUCGAAAUUGGCUUGCGACUCAAUGCACUCUCUUCACACAGCCCGGAUACAUUCUUGUCGAUGACUCGGCGGAUUUAGUCAACAUGUCUCCAGAGAAGCGUGUCAAGCUGAUCUCGACUGUAUUCGAGCAGUGCGAGAAGGCCGGCUGUGGGUCUAUUGCAACCGCUAUAUGGCGGACUUACGAUCAACUCGUCAACGUUUUCGAGGGAAAAACUGACUUCCUAGAUCUGCUGAUUCAUGAUGGCACGCUGUCUGCUAUCUACACUUGGAUGAACGACGUGUGGGAUGUAAGCGAGUUCUUCCAGUUACUCGGCCACAUGCACCCACAGAUGAGAAUCUUGGAGAUUGGGGCCGGCACUGGUGGGCUCACGGCGAAAGUCCUUGAACAACUCCGCUCGGAGUUUGGAGAGCGAUUAUACCUUCAGUAUACCUUUACUGAUGUGUCUUCUGGCUUCUUUCCGACUGCGAUGGAGAGGUUCAAGGAACAUGACGCCAUUGAGUACAAAGUGCUUGAUAUCUCCAGGAAUCCCUUGGAGCAAGGCUUCAACCGCGAGGAGUAUGAUCUUAUUAUAGCUUCCAACGUUCUACAUGCAACACCAAUCCUCCAUGACACGCUUGUCAAUGUUCGGACUCUAUUAAGGCCCCAAGGGCGGCUGUUUUUGCAGGAACUGUCUCCGAUGACAAACGGCAUGGCGUAUAUCAUGGGACUCUUCUCCGGUUGGUGGCUCGGCGAAGCAGAUGGUCGCAUCGAUUGUCCUUUCCUUCCCCCUGAGGAAUGGGAUACAAGGCUACGCGCGGCAGGUUUUGGUGGAUGCGAGACAGUGGCAUUUGACAACGAACGACCUUAUCAUGUCAACGCGAACAUCAUCGCCAGGCCAGCAAUCGAUUUUGAAUAUCCCCAGAACAUCACGCUUCUGUCAGGACCGUCCCGAAUCCACCCGUUGGCACUCCGGGUAGAGACACUGUUGCGAAGCAGCGGCUAUCAGCUUCAGCACUGUCAAUGGGGUCAAAAAGGGCAGCCUCCUCCUGGACAGGAUAUUAUCUCAUUCGUCGAUUUGGAACAACCUUUCCUCAAGGAACCCAUCGAAGCCGACUGGAACCGAUUCCUUCAAUUAAUCCAAUCCCUGGACCAGGCUGCGGUGAUCUGGCUUACGCCUCUGGCGCAAGUCAAAUCGAAGGACCCUCAUGCAGCCCUGAUUCUGGGAAUGGCUCGAACCAUUCGUUCAGAGCUAGCCAUACCACUGGCCACCCUGGAACUUGAGCACCAUGAUUCUGCUGGUGCAGCUGAUGCAGUGAUAAAAGUGACCAAGCACGUCCAGGAAUGUAAAGACGACAUGGGUGAUCUCGAUCCAGAUAUGGAAUUCUCCUGGGUCAGCGGCGAAGUGCACGUUGGACGGUUCCACUGGUCCCCGGUAGAGAAGGCACUGAAACAAGAAGCGCCCCCAGCCGAAACCAAAGCCCUGAAGAUUGGCAAACGGGGUUUGUUGCAGUCCCUGCACUGGUUUGGACGGCGGUUGCCUAAGCUCCCAGCCGAUCACGUCCAGAUUGAAAUGAGAGCUGUCGGCCUAAACUUCAAAGACGUCCUCAUUGCCAUGGGUAUCGUCGAUAGUGGUUCUGGUGAUGCCGUCCUGGGUGUUGAGGGCGCUGGAUAUGUCAGGAAUGUGGGCGCAGACGUCCACCACAUUCGAGUGGGAGACCGAGCGAUGGUCCUUGGAGCUGACUCAACCGGCCUGGCGACGCAGGUUCAAAGACCGGGCAGCUAUGUUGUGCCCAUACCUAGCCACCUCAGUUUCGAAGACGCCGCAACUAUGCCCGCUGUGUACAUCACGGUUUUGCUGGGUCUGGUUGACAAAGCGCGUCUCGAAAAGGGCCAGUCGAUCUUAAUCCAUGCGGCUGCAGGUGGGAUCGGUAUCGCAGCCAUCCGAGUUGCCCGUUGGAUCGGGGCGGACAUCUACUGCACUGUUGGCUCAGAGAAGAAGGCAACGUUCUUGGUGGAAGAACUCGGCAUCCCACGCGAUCGAAUCUUCAAUUCUCGAGACACCACUUUCCGAGAUGACUUGAUGGACGCCACAGAUGGGACCGGCGUGGACUGCGUCCUCAACUCACUCUCUGGCGAGUUACUGCACGCCUCGUGGGAGUGCGUAGCGUCGUCGGGCUGCAUGGUCGAAAUUGGGAAGCGAGACAUGAUCGGCCGUGGCCAGUUGGCUCUCGACAAAUUCGAAGACAACCGCACGUAUAUUGGAAUCGACCUUUCCAAGUAUUUUGUGACCAACAAGCCUGGCGUCAUGAGGUUGAUGAAGCUGAUGCUCGAGCUCUGCUCUGAGGGCCAUAUAACGCCGAUCCAUCCGAUCACUUCCUUUGGUGCCGAGAAAGUCGAAGAAGCCUUCCGGUACAUGCAGCAAGGAAUUCAUAUUGGAAAGGUGGUGAUCAAGUUUCCCGACACAGAGACAUCACUACCCUGGACUCCAGAAACGCCCACGCCUUCUUUCCGACACGAUCGAGCCUACCUCCUAGUUGGCGGGAUGGGAGGCCUGGGGCAGGCUAUCGUUCGAUGGAUGACAACGCAUGGUGCCAGGCAUAUUAUCUUCCUAUCGCGCUCAGCGGGCGCAUCAGAGGAAGAUAAAUCCUUCAUUCAGGAGCUCAACCUCAUGGGCUGUACAGUACAGGCCUGGGCAGGCGACGUCAGCGAUCCCGCUGUAGUGAAAAUUGCAAUCGAUCAGUCGCCGAUUCCCAUUGCUGGUGUCAUGCAAAUGGCUAUGGUGCUCUGCGACGUCGGCGUUAUUGACAUGGAUCUCGAAGCGUACCAAAAGGUCAUCCGACCCCGAGUGCAGGGGACCUGGAAUAUCCACAACGCGCUGCCAAACGAAGAACUGGACUUUUUCGUGCUGUUUUCGUCUGCAUGUGGCAUGGUGGGAUACUAUGGCCAAGCCAAUUAUGCCGCGUCAAACACCUUCCUCGACGCCUUCGCUCAAUAUAGACAUGACCACGGGUUGCCAGCAUCAGUCAUGGAUAUCGGCGCCGUCAACGACGUGGGGUACAUUAGUCGCACGCCAGCAGCCAAAGAUGCUAUGCUCGCGAGCGCAGGUCGUCUAAUCACAGAGCAGGACUUCCUUGAUACCCUCCAGCUGACUAUCGCCCGGUCAUCCAAGCCGCCAACCUCUUCUCCCGCAAGACCAAAGGCACAAGGAGCCCGUGGCAUUCAUUUCCACAACCCCAGCCAGGUAGUUCAAGCCCUGGAAUGCCAACUGCCGAUUAUGCACCCAGAAAACAACAUCAUCUGGAAGCGUGAUCCGCGGAUGGCUAUCUACCGAAACAUCGAGACGGUCUCGGUCCAGACGGAGGCGACGAGCAGCGGCCUCAAAACUUUCCUUACGGAGGUCAAUGCAGACCCAACUUUGCUCAGCCAGCCUUCGGCAGCGGAAUUCCUGGCCGGAGAGAUCAGAGACCGCGUGGCGACAUUCCUCAUGCGGAGAGAAGACGAAGAGCCAUUGGACCUCGGGCUUACGCUCUCAGAGUCCGGGGUCGAUUCGCUAGUGGCGAUUGAGGUUCGGAAUUGGUGGAAGCAGAGCCUCGGAGUGGAGGUGUCAGUGUUGGAGCUGAAGAACGGUGGAAGUAUGUUGCGGCUGGGAGAGUUGGCGGCGAAGAGAUUGCGGGAGAAAAUGGCCGACAAGUUAUCAUGA